Camellia sinensis is the source of this 1057-nucleotide messenger RNA. RefSeq lists its product as uncharacterized. The record is from RefSeq and is a predicted model, not a curated record. Lineage: Eukaryota; Viridiplantae; Streptophyta; Magnoliopsida; Ericales; Theaceae.
UUAAUUGUCAUCUCUCUCUCUCUCUCUCACACACACACACACAAAGGGAGAGGGAGGGCGAGAGAGAGAGAGAGAGAAUGGGUUGGACAUGGAAGAAAGAACACUUGGAUGUAAUCCUAGUCCCAAGUGGGUUACUGAUCAUGUUUGGCUACCAUCUCUACCUUCUCUACAGAUACCUCAAACUCCCCCACACCACAGCCAUGGGCCAUGAGAACAACAGCAGAGCAGCUUGGGUUGAGAGAACCAUGCAGAUCGACGUGAGGGACAGAGGCCAAGCUCUAACAGUGAUAACCACCAACAUCUCAACGGCAACAACACUGUCCUCCAUCUCUCUAGUCCUAAGUUCACUAAUCGGAACAUGGCUCGGAACCUCCACAAAAACCAUCUUCACAACCCACCUCAUUUACGGCGACACAAGCCAAUCCAUCAUGUCGAUCAAACACAUCACUCUUCUCAUCUUCUUCCUCAUCGCCUUCGCUUCCUUCAUCCAAACAACGCGCUGCUUCGUCCACGCAACCUUCCUGCUCACAAUGCCUGACGCCGAAGUUCCCGCGAGCUACGUGGAGAAGGCGGUGAUCAUGGGAAGCAAUUUCUGGUCGACUGGAAUGAGAGCUCUCUACUUUGCGGUGACGCUGUUGCUGUGGGUUUUCGGCCCGAUUCCGAUGUUUGUGAGCUCGGUGGUGAUGGUGGGGGUUUUGCAUAAUUUGGAUUCCGAUUCGGCUCCUUUGCAUCAGUUUCGGCCUGUCCCCAGUCGGAGUGUGUUGAAGAAUGUUGGGGAGGAAAUGGUGGCUGUGGGGAGAGCUGUUCAACAGCUUGGGAGACCCCAUGGGAAUUGAGCUACCUACGGUAGUAUACCACCACCAGAAGAGAAAAGGGCAAUUUUCUACCAUUCUUUUCAUCGCAUGAGAUUUUUUGUCUUCAAAAUCUCUUUCUUCUCGCAUCUUUAUUCACUCUUAAUUGUAAAAUAAUGUUAUGAGAAUCCCGAAAAUAAUUUUGAUAUACAAUUGUACCGUUUGAAAUUUUCUAUCUUCAAAAUCUCUCUGUUUUCGUGUCGUUA